Molecule: messenger RNA, 669 nt
Organism: Zonotrichia leucophrys gambelii
Lineage: Eukaryota; Metazoa; Chordata; Aves; Passeriformes; Passerellidae
Gene: EIF4E3
Product: eukaryotic translation initiation factor 4E family member 3
Biological process (GO): translational initiation
Cellular component (GO): eukaryotic translation initiation factor 4F complex
Molecular function (GO): translation initiation factor activity; RNA 7-methylguanosine cap binding
Source: RefSeq, a predicted model, not a curated record
AUGUCUCACUGGAUGCUCAAGGAUGUCUUGGCUUUACAGGGCGUGCUGAUGCCCGCGCGCGUCCCACCCUUCAGCGGCAGCGAGGAGCUCAGGGCGGGUGUGACCGCUGGUGAGGGCGGUGCGGGGCUGAGGGAAGGUGCGGCCGUGCCCGCUGCCCCGCCGUGCCCGUCACUUCCUGGUACAACAGCGGCUGAAUGUGCAUUAAAUUUGAAGAAGAUAUAUAUAUAUACAGGACAAACAGUGCAGGAUUUCUGGAGUGUCUACAACAACAUUCCUCCCGUGACAAACUUGCCUCUGAGAUGUAGCUACCAUUUAAUGCGGGGAGAAAGGCGCCCGCUUUGGGAAGAAGAAAGCAAUGCCAAGGGAGCUAUAUGGAAAAUGAAGGUCCCUAAAGAAAGUACGGCUGCAGCUUAGAAAGAGCUACUGCUAGCAACUAUUGGAGAGCAGUUUACAGAUUGCUGUGCAGCAAAUGAUGAAGUAAUAGGGGUUAGUGAAGAUGGUGACCUUGAAGAUGUUGUGCAAGUCUGGAACAUGAAUUCCUCUUCAGCAAGUGAAGCAAAAGUUUUACAAAAGAUUCAUAAACUUCUUCCACACACAUCUUUUAAAGCCAUCUUUUAUAAUUCCCACCGAGAGCAUCAUGCUUUUGAAGGCUGAUGUGGAAAGCAUUGA